Molecule: messenger RNA, 1152 nt
Organism: Rotaria sp. Silwood2
Lineage: Eukaryota; Metazoa; Rotifera; Eurotatoria; Philodinida; Philodinidae
Source: the annotation of a GenBank genome assembly
AUGAAAAAUAAAAAUGCUUUUAUGUAUGAAACAAUUCGACCAAAAGUUGUACAUACAGCUAUUAAAUAUCUUGUUGAACAACAAUUAUAUAAAGAUGAAGGCAUUGUUAUAUCUAAUGAUUGGCUGAACGAAUAUUCCAAUGAAAGAGAAAAUUUCAUUGUCAAUGAUGAAGAUAAAAAAUGUAAUGAGCAUGAAAAUACGGGAGAAGGUUUUGACGACGAUGACAAUUGGAAUGAAUGCGAUGAUAAGCCAAUCAAUCCAGAAGCUACUGAAACAUUAUUAAAUGAUGAGAUUGACGAUCAAAAUGAUAUUGGUAUUAAAAUUGCUCCAGGAGAGAAUAACAGACCGAUAUCUAUUUUAAUGGAUUUGAAAGUCGACGAGUUAACAUUUCCAAAAAUUUAUUGUGGAAAACAACGAAAAAUCAAAGAAAGCGUUAAAUUGACUUAUGCUAAAAUUGCCAAAUUAAAAUGUUUAUGGGAAAUAUUAUCAGCUCCUUGUGAUCCAUUUCAAGGAUAUGAAUUAGAAGAUAAAUAUGUCAGAACUGAAUUUCAAGUUCGUGGCUCACCACAUAUUCAUGCUCUACUAUGGUUAAAAAAUGCUCCAAAAUACAACAAAAAUAGUCCUGAGUCAAUUGAAAGAUGUGUAGAAUUUAUUGAUAAACUGAUUUCGGUUAAUUUUAAGCCAAUGGAAUUUUCUGAAGAACUUAUAAAUUUACAACGUCAUAAGCACUCACAUACUUGUAAAAAACAUGUAAAAGAUGGUAUUAAAUGUCGUUUUGGUAUUCCAUAUUUUCCAAUGAGAAAAACGAUGAUUUUAGAACCAUUGAGUGAUGAUGAAAAGUUCACUAAAAAAGAACGUACAGAGAUAAGCAAAAAUAGACAGAACGUAAUUAAAGAACUUGACAAGGUAUCAAAAGAUAAAGAUAAUUCAUUAACUUUUGAAGAAUUUUUGGAACAUGUUUAUAUGAAUGAAGAAGAAUAUAUUAAAAUGAUUCGAGCUGAAUUAAAAAAGGCAAAAAUAUUCUUGAAACGUGCUCCAAAUGAAAUCAGAAUCAAUGCAUACCAGGGCUCGAAACGGGCCACUUUUAUAGGGCCCGGCCCGGCCCGAACUGAUUAUAAAAAUAAACGUCGUAUUUCAAAAGAAUUUCCGUAG